CAAUCAAACCAUAUUAACUCUUAAAAUGAAGUUCGCCGUUCUGAUCUUCGCCGUCCUGGCCCUUGCCCUCGCCAACGCCCAAAAGACCAAUAAAACAAGUCCCAAGGCUGAUGACAACGGCAAAUAGGAUCUAAAUCUGAAGGCCAACUAAUAAGUCCCAAUUAUACAAAAAUAAAAUGAGGACCUCUUAACUUUGUCUUUCUUUUAUUGGAAAAGUUUUGAAAACCUUAGAGUGUGAAAGCGAAACCUUAGUGUUGCUCUAAAAACCUUAAAAAAUACAUUUAAAGUGAGAAAAUUUGAUGAUAGCUAAGACGAGGUAUCAAUCAAUUAUAUAUCCUAAAUAAAAUAUAGUAACCCGAAACAUGUAUAACUAAUCGAUUCGCGUAGCAGUUAACACUAUUGCCAAUUUAAUUUUUCCACCCUAAGUAGACGGGUAGAGUAAAUAAAAACCACUGUUUCCUUCCCAUCACAAACAAAAUGAAGGUAGCCGUUCUGAUCACAACUAUCUUAGGACUUGCUUUGGUGGAAGCCUAUCCCCUGCCAGGAGUUCCUCUCUCCCGUGGCAAAUAGAAUACUAAAUUGAAAACAAACCAUGUCCAAUUGUUAUCAAUAUCAACAUAAGAGUGACAUACAACUUGCUAAAAUUCCA
Molecule: messenger RNA, 649 nt
Organism: Drosophila elegans
Lineage: Eukaryota; Metazoa; Arthropoda; Insecta; Diptera; Drosophilidae
Exons: 2
Coding region: 478-570 (30 amino acids)
Source: RefSeq, a predicted model, not a curated record